Molecule: messenger RNA, 3376 nt
Organism: Achroia grisella
Lineage: Eukaryota; Metazoa; Arthropoda; Insecta; Lepidoptera; Pyralidae
Gene: how
Product: protein held out wings
Exons: 7
Coding region: 189-1214 (341 amino acids)
Biological process (GO): regulation of mRNA splicing, via spliceosome
Cellular component (GO): nucleus
Molecular function (GO): mRNA binding
Source: RefSeq, a predicted model, not a curated record
UAUUCGCCCACAACUUCACUUCGGUCAACUUCGUCAUUAGUGGUGAUCGAAACUCCGAUGUGUGUGGAAGUGGUUUUAACUUUUCUAACACAGUCUCACAAAAUAACAGUAACUAAAGUAUAGAUUCUUAUUCGAAACGUGUUAGAUAAACAUUUAACGUGUCAUAAGUUGUAUUAAUAUUAUUCAAAAUGUGUGAUACUACCAAUCCUUCGACACAAAGUAUAGCGGACUACUUAGCUCAGUUGCUCAAAGACAGGAAGCAACUGGCUGUGAUCCCGAAUGUUUUCAUGCACAUGGAACGACUUCUGGACGAAGAAAUAGCAAAAGUACGAGCCAGUUUAUUCCAAAUAAAUGGUGUCAAGAAAGAACCUCUUGUAUUACCAGAAGCAGACGGCAUGGUCACAACACUAACAGAAAAAGUAUAUGUGCCAGUAAAAGAACAUCCAGACUUCAACUUCGUAGGAAGAAUUUUAGGGCCCAGAGGCAUGACUGCGAAACAAUUAGAACAAGAAACAGGAUGCAAAAUAAUGGUCCGAGGCAAAGGAUCAAUGAGAGACAAGAAAAAGGAAGAUGCAAACAGGGGUAAACCAAAUUGGGAACAUUUAGCUGACGACCUACAUGUUCUUCUCACAGUCGAAGAUACUGAGAACCGAGCCAAGAUUAAGCUCGCCAGAGCCGUGGAGGAAGUGAAACGUCUCCUUGUACCCCAAGCUGAUGGCGAGGAUGAAUUAAAAAAGCGUCAGUUAAUGGAACUGGCCAUCAUAAAUGGCACAUAUCGCGACUCGAGUGCGAAAGCCGCCAUGCCAGUCAACGGUCAGUGUAUCAUAAGGGACUUCACAGCUGACGAGGAGUGGAGGAGGGUCGCCGCAGCUGCGGCAGCCGAAACCCAGCGGCUUCUUGGUCCUGGUGGUGGCGUCGCCGGAGUUGGCGGCGUACCAAUACGCACUUCCGCCCCUCUGGGAGCUCCGCUUAUACUCUCGCCGCGUAUAUCGGCUGCGCCAGGCACACAAGCCGGGUUGCUGAACGGCACUGGCGCAGGCGCAGCGGCUGGGCUGCUUUCUCCGGGCGAACCAGCGCAUCAGCUGAUAUACGCCUCGCCGUAUGCCGAUUACGCAAACUACGCGGCCUUGACGGCGGCAGCCAGCCCUCUACUGACGGCUGAAUACGCCGCUGCAGACCAUACGGCGUCGAGAUAUCUACUCGCUGGCUUUUGACAAUGGCCGCAAUACCAUCAGCCGACAUUAAGAUACGACCGGCAACAUCACGCACCGUAUCGUUCUACGCAUCACUAUUACCGUCCUUGAUUUAAUAAGCUUCUCGAAUUCACAGGACGUAUAUUAUACAGUCAUAAUAAACGCCAUCAAAUAAUAUUAGAUUAAGAUUUAUUGUUUUAAGUACGAAUAGUUUAAUGGAACGAUCAUUUUGUACCUACAAUAUUUUUGUCUAUAUUUUUACGACCAUUGUUUUUUUUCUAUAACUGUUUGUACAGUUUUAUACAAAGUAUAUUUUGUUUUUAAAUAGUAAUCAAAAAUAUUUAUUAUUAUUUGCAGUUUUACGAUUUAUUUAUUUUUACAUUUUAUAUUAUUUAUUGGAAGUUCUAUAUCAUCGUUGCCUCGUAUUAGGGUUGAUGGCAGUUAUUGCAUAAUUGUUUUAUAAAUAGAAAAUAAUUUUAGCGUAAUCUAAUUGAAACUGCCAACAUAACUCUUUAAGUUACCGAGUUUCUUAUACAAAGACAAAGUUUAUAUAAUUAUACUUUAUAUAUUUAUUCAUCUACAUCAUUACAUACUUUUUCUAUGGUGAUAGCUCUAUAGAGUCCAUUGUCUAUUGUAGUUCUUGUGAUAGCCCUUGCUUGUAACACAACUAAUCUAUUAACUUUUUAGUAACUGUACAUCACAAAGUUACAUAAUAUACCGUUUAGCGUUUUCACGAACAAUUUGUUCACCAUAUUGCAUGUGGUUUUUAUACUAUUUCUAUUUCCAAUGUUUAUAAUAUUUUUAUGUGAAUAACAGUUCAUAUUCUCGUAUUAACAAACAGAAUCUCUGAAUGUUGAAGUGGUUUGCAUACAUAAUUCAGCGAUUACAAGCAAAAGGGACCAAAUACGAUUUGAACAUUACAAAGGAACAACACAUUCAUAUUUUAACUUUUUAACAACACUUACAAAAUUAAUAAUAAACAAUAUACACACAACAUAAUGAUCAAAUAUAUGGAACAUUCUAGGCGGUUAUAAUGUUUAUGUAUUGUAACAAUGACAUUUGUUGUCGUAAACUCAUUACUGUGUUAUUGUUACAAUUACUUAUUACAUAAUUUAUUAAUUUAUUAGCCAUAUUAUUAUAUUUAUAAACAUACCAUAGGUUAAGUAUUAUUAUUAUCUUAAAAAGAUUUUUAGCUAGGUUAGGAAAGAGUGAGCUUUAUGAAAAUAUAUUAUACAUCCGUAUAUUAUUGUGUAGGUUUAUUAAACCACAGUUGACACUGUAGAGUCAUUUUAUUUAAAAUGAAAUUAAAGCCAGACAUUACCUGUACCUUACCGGGUUUACCCGAGGUUAAAUGUUUUAUUUUGUUAUUAUUUCCAAAGCAAUAAAAUAGGUAAUCUUUAGGCGUAAGCGUUAUAAUAGAGGUUAGUGUUGCUGCCAAAAUGCAUGCGAUCUUUUAAAUUUUAUUGUAGUAUUAGAUUGGUUCGAUUUCAGUAGUAUUUUUGGCAGGAACAGACAAAUAGGUGUUUGCGUUUGUUAAUUGUACUACACAGUUUAUAAGAACUCGUCAAUAUUGAGAUUAAAUUUCUUUCCAGCAUUUAAGCGGAAUAUAGUCACCCAAGGCCAAGAAUUUAUUAUGGCUUGUAUUUUUCAGCUUUAAUAUUAAAUGGAAUUUGCCAGUAACACACAUAUAUAGUAAUUUUUUUUUGGUACUUGGGUGUGCAUCAGUGUUAAUUGAAGGUUUAAAUUGUUCUGUUAAGGCACAGAUGUUAAAUAUAUAUAUGCCGUUAGGUGUGGUGAGGAGGACGGGCCGGCUCACGCAAGUGCGGGAGCACCCUUACCAGCGCACUGCCUUGCCGGCCCCUUAAUACCCGCCAUAACGCUCUCACGCCGCCAUUUUGUUUACAAGGUGAGAAGCGCGCGCGCACGCAUGUUAUUAUGAUGAAUACGUUUGCUUGCAUUGUAGAUUUGAUUGGUGUUGUACCCACCAAAACUCGGAACUUCCAUUAGAAUAGAAUCUCAUUAUUGGAGUAUUUUUUCAAUGAGUUGUUAAGGUGGAACAAGAUGGAAGUUCUGCGUUCUUUUACAUCACAAUUUAUAAAAGUAUUCAAAGUCAUGCGAUUUAUUUUUCUAGCAAUCAUAUUCGUCAAGAAUGCGUGGGUGCCUCUGCUUUAUUAUCACUGUGU